Drosophila eugracilis is the source of this 1810-nucleotide messenger RNA. RefSeq names its product probable cytochrome P450 6a19. The record is from RefSeq and is a predicted model, not a curated record. NCBI's taxonomy places the organism in Eukaryota, Metazoa, Arthropoda, Insecta, Diptera, Drosophilidae. Gene Ontology annotation, molecular function: oxidoreductase activity, acting on paired donors, with incorporation or reduction of molecular oxygen; iron ion binding; monooxygenase activity. Bases 22 to 1533 code for a protein of 503 amino acids. The transcript is spliced from 2 exons.
UCUUUAUUCAGUCUUCUAGAAAUGUCGAUUCUGCUUGGUUUGCUGGUUGGGGCUCUGACCCUUGCCUCUUGGUGGGUUCUUCAAAACUACACAUAUUGGAAACGUCGCGGUAUUCCUCAUGAUCCACCUAAUAUUCCAUUGGGAAACACCAGUGAACUUAUGCGGACGAAGCAUCUGGGUCGAAUCCUCAAAGAAACCUACCAGAAGUUCAAAAAUCAGACGGAUGGACCCUUUGUGGGCUUCUACCUUUAUGCCAUGAAAUAUAUCAUAGCCACCGACAUCGAUUUUGUGAAAACUGUGCUGAUUAAAGAUUUCGACAAGUUCCAAGAUCGUGGAGUUUAUCACAACGAAAAGGAUCCGCUGACUCAUAACCUGGCUACCAUUGAGGGUGAAAAGUGGAAAAACCUACGACACAAACUAACCCCAACCUUUACACCUGGAAAAAUUAGGAAAAUGUUCCCUAUAGUUUUAAAUGUGGCAGAUGAACUGGUUCGGGUGAUGCAGGAGAGGAUCAUAACAUCUCCACAGACCUUGGAAGUUACCAACCUGAUGGCCAGUUUCACAGCUGAUGUAAUUGGAAAACGCGCCUUUGGCAUGGAAUGCAAUAACUUGCGGAAUCCCAAAGCCGAGUUCGUCCAAAUGGGCUAUUUAGCGCUAAGAAAACGUCGUCAUGGUUGGCUGGUGGAUAUACUAAUCCUGGGAUUUCCAAAAUUGGCCGUAAAGCUGGGUUUUCAGUUUCUGCUUCCAUCAGUGCAGAAGUUCUAUAUGAAUCUGGUCGCAAAAACUCUCGAUUAUAGGGUUAAGAACAAGGUAAUAAGAAACGAUUUGAUGAACACCCUUAUUGAUAUGAAAUUAAAAUACGAUAUGGGAGAUAAGGAAAAUGGUCUGACAUUCAAUGAGGUCGCUGCCCAGACCUUCGCAUUCUUUCUUGCUGGCUUUGAGGCGGGCUCCACAACCUUGGGAUUUGCUCUCUAUGAGCUGGCCUGUAAUCAGGAUAUACAGGAUAAAGUUAGGAUUGAAAUCGAGAGUGUCCUGAAGAAACACAAUGGGAAACUAGAUUACGAGUGCAUUCAGGAGCUGACAUAUUUGCAGAAGGUUAUCGAUGAAUCCCAAAGAAUGCAUCCUGUGGUGUCCCAUUUAGCCAGAAUUGCAACCAAGCCUUAUGUGCACAGUCAUCCAAAGUAUUUUAUAGAACCCGGCACUGGAGUUCUGGUGUCUGUCCUAGGCAUCCACCAUGAUCCCGAGUUAUAUCCAGAGCCAGAAAAGUUCAUCCCAGAGCGAUUCGAUGAGGAGGAGGUAAAAAAGCGUCAGUCCUGCGCUUUCCUGCCAUUUGGAGAUGGUCCAAGGAAUUGUCUUGGCAUUAGACUAGGAAAGAUGCAGGUCAUCAUUGGAUUGGCCCUGCUUAUACGCAACUUUAAGUUUAAUUUGCAUCCCACUAAGACUUCAGUUCCGCUUAAAUAUGAAAUUAAGAACCUUUUACUAAACUCCGAAGGUGGAAUCUACCUUAAUGUCAGUAAGAUUGAGAGAGAAUAGGCACAUAUUUAAGGCGUUUAUUUUUUAAAGAAUUUGUUAGAUGUUUUAAAAUGUUUUUGAUUUGUUGCUUUUUUAAACUGUUUUAGAUUUUAUGGUUUUAUAUGUUUAUUGUGCUGGUCAACACAAACAGCUUUGCAGGAAGAGAGUUUUCCAAACAUUUUAACAAAAGAAAACUAAGUACAAUCACUAAAAUUUGAAUCUAUUAAACAUUUUGUAGCUUAUAAAAAGAUAUAAAAUAAAUAAAAACUUGUUGUUACAAUAUAACUUUUCCAUUAAA